Molecule: messenger RNA, 6937 nt
Organism: Salvelinus fontinalis (brook trout)
Lineage: Eukaryota; Metazoa; Chordata; Actinopteri; Salmoniformes; Salmonidae
Product: rho GTPase-activating protein 12-like
Exons: 18
Coding region: 254-3061 (935 amino acids)
Biological process (GO): regulation of GTPase activity; signal transduction
Cellular component (GO): cytoplasm
Molecular function (GO): protein binding
Source: RefSeq, a predicted model, not a curated record
UGGGAGAACCGACCAACCAACCCAGCGCUCACAAACGAUAGCACCACGGCAGAGUGAAAACGAGGCGGGGGAUUGGGAAUACAGAGCUAGCGUACUCGAGUCGCAUACUGGAGCAGCUAAGAUCACUGUAAUACCUGGAGGAAAAGUUCCGCACAAAACAACCGCAUUUGGCCAGUUCUUUGAAGAGAAAGAAGAUACCGUUAAAAAGUCUAGAUGAUCCCCAGUGAGAGAUGUGGAUACCCCCAGCCCUCCAAUGCUGAGCACCAAUAGAGGUCAAAGGUCGACAAGGUUAGAAGGGGUCAACACCACCAUGGCUGACAGAGAUGGGCAUGGCGGCGGGGUGGAUGUGCCCACCAUCGCACCAGGCCAGGUGUACGUGGAGGUGGAGUACGACUAUGAGUACACGGCCAAGGACAAGCUGAUCUCCAUCAGGCAGGGGGAGUGCUACAUGCUGGUCAGGAAGACCAACGAGGACUGGUGGCAGGUGAGGAAGGAGGAGGGGAUGAAAGCCUUCUAUGUCCCAGCACAGUACGUCAGGGAAGUGCGCCGGGCGCUCAUGCCCCCUCAGAAGCCUCUCGUCUCGUGCGGGAUUGGUGGGAUGAGUGGGGCGGUCCGUGUGAAGCCUACAGUUCUGGAUAUAUGCAGAGCGUCCAAUGAGAACCUCAACAACAGGCCGCCUCAGGAGAUGUCUAGUUUUGGGCGUCCGUCGCCCUCCUCCACGCCGUCGCUCUUUCCGGUGCACGUCACCCCGCCCGCUCUGCCCAAGGACGCCAACCAGAACCCGGGCAGCCCGCGGCACAGCAAGCCCCCUGGUGUAGCCGAGCUGGUGCUCCUACACAACAACAAUAACCAUCACCACAGCAACAACUCCACAUUACCACGGAUGCGGGCAGACUCUCCACCCCCCAGGGCCCCUUACAACGACCAUAAAAACCACCAGGGAAGUGAUGAUACAGACCAGACCCCCUCCUCUUCUGGCGACUCCCCGGGGGAGGGGUCGGAGACGCUCCGGAACGACUCGGAGUCUGGAGACGACCUAAGUAGCAGCUCUGCUGAACACAUGCAGGCGACGUCUCCGGCGGGGCAGGGCAGGCCUGAGUCCCCUGUCUACACCAACCUCCAGGAGCUGAAGAUCUCCCAGUCCAGCCUGCCCCCCCUUCCUUCAAGCUCCCCACUGCAUGUCCUCGGGGACUGGGAGACCCACAAGGACCUCACCGGCAGACACUUCUACUAUAACAGAGCCAGCGGCGAGCGCACGUGGAAACCGCCCCGCGUACGGGAUGCUAGUUGCAGUACCAGUAGUAGUCGGGGAGACCCCCAUGGCACGGGAGAGAUGGAGCCCCUGUCUUCCGAGGAGAACUGUCACAGCAGCACCUACUCCAGUCAGUCGGACAGUCAGUACGGCUCGCCCCCUAGAGGCUGGUCAGAGGAACUGGACGAACAUGGGCACACCCUCUAUGUCUGUGAAUAUACUCAUGAGAAGUGGAUAAAGCACGUGGACGAGCAGGGAAGGCCGUACUACUACAGCGCUGAUGGCUCCAGGUCAGAAUGGGAGCUACCCAAAUACAACUUGUCUCCUCCCCAGCCAGGCGAUCCCCCCAAGAGUCGUAGUCUGGAGCGGAAACAUCCAGACCCCAUCGUCCUGACCAAGUGGAGACACAGCACCUACGUACUAGACCUCAACGACAAGUUCUCUGUCAAAAAACUCAGGCGCUUUGAAUCAAGCCAUCACAUGGGGAGAGCUGGUCGCUCUCUUUUCUGUGGUAAACCCUCUGAGAAGUGUGGAGUCCUCAAUGUCACCAAAAUCACUGAGAAUGGCAAGAAAGUCAGGAAGAACUGGACAUCUUCGUGGACAGUACUCCAGGGCUCCUCACUGCUCUUCGCUAAAGGACAGGGGAGUGGCACCAGCUGGCCGCACUACCGUAGUGGCUCCAUCCCUGAGCUGCUGCUCACUCUGCUGGCCAACUGGAAGCGUUCGGUCAAGCCCUGCCCAGCUGUCUCCUAUGUCCACUCUGUCAAUGGGCGUGCCCCAGCUGCCACUAAGUUUGUGGGUAACCAGUCGAAGCCGGAGUUCACUGUGGAUCUCAGAGGGGGGUCAGUUGAUUGGGCAUCCAAGGAUAAGUCCAGCAAGAAGCACGUCAUUGAACUGAAGACCCGUCAGGGGACGGAGCUGCUGAUCCAAUCAGAGAUUGACAGCGUCAUCAACGACUGGUACCGAGCCCUGACAGACACCAUCAGCACACAUGCAUGGGAGUCAGAUGAGGCCAUAGAGGAGGACAUGCCUGAGUCCCCCGGUGCAGAGAAACAAGACAAGGAGAAGGACCACCGAGACUCCAAGAAAAACAGAGCGAUGAAGACGUCUAUCAGUAUGGACUCCACUGACCAGAAAAAGACUAGAGUGAAGCUGAAGAAGUUCCUGACCCGUCGACCCACCUACCAGGCCGUCAAGGACAAGGGAUACAUUAAAGACCAGGUGUUUGGCUGCAGUCUGAGCAGCCUGUGUCAGAGGGAGAACACGUCAGUGCCCAACUUUGUCACCACGUGCAUCGACCACGUGGAGACCACAGGUCUGAGUAUAGAUGGCAUAUACAGAGUGAGUGGGAAUCUAGCUGUGAUACAGAAGCUGCGCUUCGCUGUGAAUCACGAUGAACAGUUAGAGUUGGAAGACAGUAAGUGGGAGGACAUCCACGUCACCACGGGAGCCCUGAAGAUGUUCUUCAGAGAGCUGCCUGAACCACUCUUCACCUAUGACUCCUUCAACGACUUUAUCAACGCCAUCAAAUGCUCGGAUUACAAGCAGCGAGUAAACUUAAUAAAAGACUUAAUCAAGCAGUUGCCAAAACCGAAUCACGACACAAUGCAAUGCCUCUUCAAACAUCUCAGAAGGGUGAUUGACCAUGGAGAGGCCAACCGAAUGACGACCCAGAGCGUAGCGAUCGUCUUCGGCCCUACCCUGCUCAGACCUGAGACCGAGACUGGGAACAUCGCUGUUCACAUGGUAUAUCAGAACCAGAUUGUUGAGCUCAUCUUGCUGGAGUAUGAGAACAUCUUCGGCAGGUAGAAAAUAAACACCUGAUGAAGAGACCUGUGAGAGAAAGAGGAUGGUCUGGUGACUGGUCGGACCCAAUACUGCUUAUUUUUGUGACUGAAACAUUGCUGCUGUGGACCAAGCAAUUAAAGAAAGAAAAACAAAAAUGUAAUUAUUGUUCAUUUGAUAAUAAGAUUAAUAAAGGAAGCUAGUGAAUGACUUUGCACUUAACAUUUUGAGAGAGCUAAGUAUGAUGUAAAUAAAUACAGAUUUCAUUCAUUUUGGUUACAAUGCCUGCUGCGAGUAGCAGGGGGGAGCCAUUGCUUCAGGAGGAGGGUGUUGAUUGGUUGGUUGGUGAGCUGGCUGGAUCGUGUCGUCAUUGCAGUGACAAUGGACAGAGUGCAGUGUGAAUGGCGUGGAUGGAUCUCCCUUGAUGUGAUGUGAUCCAGUGGAUUUGAGUAUUCAGGGUAUAACUGUUUUACACUGGAUUCCUAUGGCCAGUAUUAAGUACAUACAACAAGAGCUUGGUGAAUAAGACUUUCAUUGUUUUGGACUGGAGUGGAACUGAAGAAGAGUAUUAUGGGAUACAUUCAUGUGCCCCGCCGGAGUGACUUCCUCCUUUCUCUGAUGACGUCGCGACACAUCAGCCGGGCACAGCCCACUCCAGAUCCUUCAAACAGCAACAACUACCCACUGAAUGACUGGCUGGGUGGGUGGUCUCUCUGUCAAAUCAAUGGAAGCCCAGAUCCUGCUACUACCAUGUGUUAUAGUAAAGACCAAGCUUGGUUGUGUGUAUUAAGACUACUCUCAUUGCUUUGUGUUGGAAUAAUAUUACGCUGAACCUCUGAACUGUAUAUUCUCAGUUUUGUGGAACAUUGACCUCUGAUAGGGCUGUCGUGGUGACCAUAUUACUGCCACACCUGCAGUCAUGACCACAGUAAAAUUCAACGUGACAAUUGAGUCACAGUAAUCUCCUUUUAUGCACUCUGGACAUGCUUUAGUAGUAACCUACUUGCUAACUACCAUCUGAUCCUAAUGGCCUGGUUUUCUGGGCUCUAUUUCCCUCUAACCACUCUGACAUUAAUGCAAAUGAAAUCGAAAUAUCACAUCAAACACUUAUCAUCAAAACAGCAGGCCUAUACAGUGUAAAACUCACCUCACUGUGAUGAUCAAUUUGAAGAAACAAGUUCAACAGCUGGUUGAAACAUUGUAAAACAUGGUUGGUGUGGAUGUUGUUUCAAAGCCUAACACAAUGAAAUGGCCACCGCUUUCAAAGGUGAUGAUUCAUUCUAAACAUCCAUAUGCAUAUUAGAGCUUAUGCAUAUUCUUAUGAGCCCAAGCCCCCCCCCCAUUCAAAAAUGUUUUACGGAAUAAAAAUAAUUAUUCUAAAAUUAUACAAUUCAUAGCCUACCACAUAUUACAAUGGCAGAAAAACAGAAAACAAAAGUGAUUUAAGAUGUAUUUGGUACAUAAUUGGUCUAGCCUUUUGAGUGUGGACUGUAUUAUUAUGCAGAAUAAUACAGAAUAUCUCACCACCAUGCAUUUCCAUCUCCUCUCUCUUAAUUUUCUCGAGCGCGCAGACAGUUUAGGGAAAUAUGUUUCGUUGCGAUGUUCCCGAACCGAUUUCAGUUGGUUUACAAAAUGAUGCACUAGGUAGCUGCAGGAACAAGAUUUGAGACCCAAUGCCAUACAGUGUUUGGGCGGAAUGUCACCUAUCGGGCAGCGAGAGCAUGCUCCUCAAACAGUGGUUGAUGCGUGCAGAGGAAUAAGUGUUUUUAUUUGUUUCUCAGCUGCUCAUAGUAAGCACAAUUCCGCUAUAAAACCGAAGUAGCCUACAAAACGGACCGUGGGGAAUGCGCGCUGCCUCCAUUCGCUGUUCAAGUGCAAACAGAUGACAUGUAUUGUUCUCCCUGUUCCUGUUCCUGUUCCUGACCAUUUAAUAAUGGGCCAUUCUAAAUCGGAACUAAUUUGACAUAUUAGUCAAGACAAGAUUAAACUGAGAAUAGUCUGAUGGGUGAAAAUAUGAGCACUUGAUGGGAGAACAGCUGUGCAGUCUGAGGCAAGGAAAAGAGCAAGCUUUUUUUUGGUACUUUCUCCAAUCAUCAAUUAGUCGCAUCAUGCAGCCCAUACAUGUUUUGAUUUCUAAGUAAUUCUAAGGUUUGUAUCAUUCACAGCUAAAGUUGCCAAAUAACUCUAAAUAUAGCAUAUAGGAAAGGGUUCAAAUGAUCACUUUUAUGCUCAACAUAGACAUUUCAUAUGCGCACUCGCGCCGUAAUGGGAAAAAUAUCCUUUCUAUUUUAUUCAGCUAAGUUCAAUUAUACUCUUACUAUAAAAUAAAAUAAUAGCAUGGGACUUAUAACCGUAUAUUGUCAGCUAAUUGGACAAGCUUACAGCCUAUGUCAUAGAGCAUAGCCAGAUAACUAAAAUAUAUUUUCUACAUAUAUUUCUUUAGAACUGACUAAAUUAAAUAAUGGAUUUGUGAUGGUGUAUAUUACAUUGAUUUAUUAGGCUUUUUUUUUUUUUUUAUGUCGACGUGCCAAAGGCAUGCAUCAGCCAGCGGCUUGUAUGCUGGAGGCCUGGAGAUACUAAUUGAGUUUUAUGUUAUUUACCGGUCAAUUACCAUGAGACGGGACAGUCUUUUGCUUGAUAAUAACCGGCUGACAAAAUGUCAUGACCGCCACAGCCCUACCUCUGACUUCUGUGAUGUUAUUGUAUGUGCCGUAUAAAGCCCCAGUGGUAUGGAUGAAUACAGAAUCAGUAUUAAAUAUGGGGUCUCUUGGAGGUGACCCUUGGAUCAACUGGAUGGGACAUUACUCAUAUGUAUUGUUUAUAUUUCCCCUACUUUUAUAAUGACAAAAUAAUUCACCAUAAAAUUCAUUCCAGGGAAAUGAACUGGACCCCCCCAGCUCUACCCUUUGACCCCAGUGAAAUCAACAGUGGUCAGUAUGUCACAUGACUGGCUUUGGGAAACAUCAAAACAAACCUGUGUUUGGUGGGAUUAAACAGUAAAUAAACUGCUUUACGUUAUGAUGAACAAUGAGCUGAAGUUUGUGUCCCAAAUGGCAUCCUAUUCCCUAUGUAGUGCACUACUUUUGACCAGGUCCCAUAUGGAUCUGAUCAGAUCAAAUGUAGUGCACUAUAGAGGGAAUAGGGAACCAUUUAGGAUGUAGCCUAAGAUCUUCCCUAAUGUGUACAGAUGUGUGUCAUUGUGAAGUCUAAUGUGCUUGGUAUGGUAGGCCUCUGCUAGUGACAGACCUUCAUAUUUGUAAAGUGGACAUGUAAGUAAAGUGUUGAGUGGCGAUUCCCUCCCUUUCCCCCCCUCUUCCUUUCUUCCCUCGUGUCAUGGAGUUACUGCAAACAGGACAAGAGAGAUGAGGAUGCCAGGGAAUAGCAGUCAACCCUAGCAUUACUAUUUCAGAUCAAUGUGUGGUCCCAAAUGGCACUCUAUUCCCUAUUUAGUGAGCUAGGCCUCAGUGCCUGCUUUAUAAUCCCUCUGCUUACCUAUGCUAAUAUGAACUGGACUGGGACUAGAGAGAAAAUUGUACUGGAAAAAUAGUAUUACAUUAAAUUAAAGUUGAUUGCAAUGGAAGGUAGAAUGCAAAAAAAGACUCUGUGAAUAUUAUGUACAGCAACCUACAUAUAAAAAUUGUCAUUGUUCAAAGUCCCUUAUAGUAAUUCAAGUAUGUAUGCUUUGAUGGUGAGUGGUUGGUUCAAGUGAAAUAUCACUACAUGAUUUUGUAAAUCUGAAUUGUCCACAAGAUUGCAUAUUGAUCCUUACAAAAGAGGAAGUUGUUUUGAAAGUGUAUCUGUAUUUUGGCGCAUGGUCAGCUGCACACUUUGAAUGUACUUUUCAGACCAACUGCUGUUUGUGACAUUGCUAUGUCUAAUUAAAAAAACAACUAAAUGGGA